UUCGUUCGCGUGCGAACCUGCGAAGCAUAAAGUAACCCGCCGACAGUCGGAACGGACGGAAUCGGAUCUCAAGAGACCGCAUGCCACAUGGUACAUGGUGCUAGCGAUGGCUGACGAAAUCGCGAAGCAGACGUUGUUGAAUCGCGUGAAAGAGCAGGGCGAGGCGGUACGACGAUUGAAAGCUGCACAGGCCGAUAAAACGCAAGGAUACAGAGAGCAGUCUGAUAUAAAUGUUGAGUUAGAGAGCUUAAACAAUGAUUUUGCAAAUGUCAGCUACGUGUGUGGUUGGUGGCCAACAUCCAAAGAUACCGAACUAUUUGACAAAUUGAAUGUCAUUUGUAACGAUGAACUUGCAAGGUGGCCUUAUCUAAACAGAUGGCAUGUUAACAUGAAAAGCUUUACUCAAGAAGAGCGUCUAGCAUUUCCUCUUGCGGAAGCACCAUUCACUUCCCUGGCAGAAAAAAUAGAUCUACUAAAGAUUACUCUCUAUGUUACCAAAGAUAUGCUAGAUAAAAAGAUAGCGGAGGAAGUCUCCAAGUUAUUGGAUCUUAAAGCGCAACUAGAAAAUCGUGAAGAAAAUGGUUGUUCUCACAAACUCAUCCUUAAAACGCCUAAAGGCACAAGGGAUUAUAAUCCGGAGCAAAUGGCGUUGCGAUUGGGAGUAUUGGAAAAAAUAAUAUCAGUAUUCAAGCGUCACGGUGCGGAGACCAUAGAUACACCUGUAUUCGAGCUGAAGGAUGUUUUGACAGGUAAAUAUGGUGAAGAUUCCAAGCUCAUUUAUGAUUUGAAGGAUCAAGGCGGCGAGAUCCUCGCACUUAGAUAUGAUUUAACAGUUCCUUUCGCGAGGUAUCUAGCUAUGAACAAAAUAUCCUCCAUUAAAAGGUAUCAUAUUGCUAAGGUUUAUCGCAGAGAUAACCCAGCUACAACAAAAGGCAGAUAUAGAGAAUUUUAUCAAUGCGAUUUCGAUAUCGCUGGCCAGUACGAUCCGAUGCUACCGGAUGCGGAAUGUAUUCGGGUUAUGUCUGAAGCACUGCAGAUGCUAGAUCUGGAAUCAUAUUUGAUUAAAGUGAAUCAUAGAUCUUUGCUGGACGGCAUCUUUGCUGCAUGUGGAGUUCCACAGAGCAAGUUUCGCAGUAUCUGCUCUGCUGUAGAUAAAUUAGAUAAAAGUCCAUGGGAGGAAGUGAAGAAAGAAAUGAUAGAGGAAAAGGGAUUAGACGAGCAUAUUGCCGAUAAGAUCGGCAACUACGUCUCCCAAUCCGGCGGAAUCGAAUUGAUAACCGAAUUGAGAAAAGACAAAGAACUAAUGAGACAAUCUGCUGCUGUGCAAGGCUUAGAUUCCAUGGAACUGUUAUUGAAGUAUUGCAGUAUCUACAAAGUCCUAGAUAAAAUUAAAUUUGAUCUGAGUCUUGCAAGAGGACUCGAUUACUACACGGGUGUUAUUUACGAAGCUGUACUGUGUGGUGAUGGCAUUGAUGUGGGAAGUAUAGCGGGUGGCGGCCGUUACGAUAAUUUAGUGGGAAUGUUCGACAAUAAGAAUAAAAAUGUACCUUGUGUUGGUGUGUCUCUGGGCGUGGAACGAAUAUUCAGCGUUUUAGAGGCAAGAUUAGCUAACAAGGGCCUGAAAACACGCACUAACGAGAUCGAAGUGUUUGUGGCGAGCGCACAGAAAAAUUUGCAUGAGCCAAGAAUGAAGAUACUGGUGGAUUUGUGGGAAGCUGGAGUGAAAGCGGAACAAUCCUACAAGAAAAACGCUAAACUCUUGGCGCAGUUGCAACACUGUGAGGAAAACAAGAUUCCAUUGGCAAUAAUCAUCGGAGAAAGUGAACUAGCGAAGGGCGAAGUUACGUUAAGAAUCGUCUCGAGUCGGGAAGAGAUUCGCGUAUCACGUAGCAAUCUCAUCGAAGAAAUACGAAAGCUAUUAAAAACAUCGUAGCAUGCCAAUUAUGGUUUUUUCGUAUACGUGUUUCUCGCUAUCGAGAGAAGAACAUCAGUACAACAAAAUAUUUAUAAUGCAUUUUAGUUUUAUUCUCCAUACAACUUGCACACAUUGAAAAAAAUUUAUUUAUUCACGCGCAAAUCUAUUUGUGUAUUACUUUACAUAAUAGAUCGUUACUUCGUCGAGUGAUAAGUUCCUUGUCACCGGUAUAGAUGCUAAACUGUACAAUAAGUAAAUGCAUGAAAAAGUGAUGACACUUUAUAUUCGUGAAUAUAUCACGUGGAUAAUUUCCA
Molecule: messenger RNA, 2229 nt
Organism: Camponotus floridanus (Florida carpenter ant)
Lineage: Eukaryota; Metazoa; Arthropoda; Insecta; Hymenoptera; Formicidae
Gene: HisRS
Product: histidine--tRNA ligase, cytoplasmic
Exons: 6
Coding region: 95-1933 (612 amino acids)
Biological process (GO): histidyl-tRNA aminoacylation; mitochondrial translation
Cellular component (GO): mitochondrion; cytoplasm
Molecular function (GO): histidine-tRNA ligase activity; ATP binding
Source: RefSeq, a predicted model, not a curated record